AUAAAAGAUGACAAGGUGGUUAGAUUGAUAAUGAAAUGAAGGAAAGAGAAGAUAGUUUGUAAAGUAAGAAGAGGAUGAAAAUUGAAGGAGGAUUGAAAGGAGGGAGGCAGGUUUGUGUUGGAUGGACAAAAUGGAAAAGUAGAUUGUAUUAAAAACCAUUUAACUGCAAAGUUGAUCCUUUCAAAUUAAUUGUUGAAGUUGUACGGUUAACAUCAACAACAAUUUUCACUUUUUUAACCAACCUUUUUUAAUAUUGCUAAGAGUUUAUUUUAAAGAACCGUCAAGACAACCUUUAUAUUUGUUUAAAUUAACCAGAGACAUUAAGAGACUGGAAAAGGAACAAUUUUCAUUGGUUGAAGCAAAAACAAAAGAGUUACCGAGAUAACGACCGUUAAGUGAAGCUGGUGGGAAAAUUGUGUCUCCUUUUUGUGUUUGACUUUUUCCUUCAUUUUUUUAUAUUCGCCAAUUUAAUUUGACCAUUUAGUGUUUAUAAUUGUGAACUGUGAACUGUGUUAAGCGGUUUUAAUCAACACUACCACUGAUGUAUCAAUUGUUGUGUUACAUUUAUCCAUUAAUUAUUUGCGGUUGGGACCCUCCACAAGUAUCAACCAGAUGGAGUCGACUUGAAGGAAUCAAAGAGGAAUUCCAGGGAAAGCGUAUCAACACCUUUUUGGGUAUUCCAUAUGCAGAGCCACCACUUGGAAAUUUAAGAUUCCGUCCACCAUCGCCAUUGAAUAGUUUCAAUUUCUUUCAGUAUUAUGCGGGCAACUAUAGAAGUACCUGUUUAGAUCGUCCAUACAAUGCCAAGUCAAAGGGAACUGAAUUUAUUGAUGAAAGUGAAGACUGUUUAUAUUUAAAUAUUUGGUCACCAGAGGAUUCAAUGAGCUCUCCAGGACCAGCUAAAUCAGCCAAAUUACGUUCAGUUUUGGUAUAUUUGAAUCAUGAAGCAACGGACAUCAGGCUAAUCAAUGGUAAAAUGUUGGCCAGUUUAGGAGAUGUUGUUGUUGUUACUUUCAACUAUCGAUCGGGUUCAUUUAGUCGCAUUCAAGAUGGCGAUAAUGAUUCGUCGGAGAAGGCAAUCUAUCAUGACACAAAAGCUGCUCUUGAUUGGAUUAGAGAAAAUAUUCAAUUGUUUGGUGGCAAUUCAAGAUCAAUUACAGUUCUUGCUGAAGGAUGGGAAGCAGUUAAGACUGGACUCGCUUUGGAAGGUAAACAUUUUGAUAAAUUAAUAAUCACAAAGGGUCCAUUGGAUUCAAAUGAUAUUGAAUCUCCAAUUGAUAUCAAAUCAAUUGGCUUGAAAAGUGAAUCAAUUGGCUGUGUUGUCCCAUCUAAACUUAACAUCAACUCUUCAUCGAUAUCAUCACCAGCGCAAUCUUCUGAUUCAUCACCCAUUUCCUCAUACAAUGAAAUUAUUGAGUGUUUAAAGAAAGUUAACAACAAAACAAUGAUAGCUGAUUACUGUCCCAAUGUUUGUACGUUUGGAAAAUUUUGUCAUAAUCUAAUAUCUGUUACCUCUUAAUGAACAAUCAUCUUUGAUUAGACAAUUUAAAAUAAACAAUACAAUUUUAUUUUUGAAAGCGCUGCCUUUUCUGGUACACCUGUUCAUUACCAAUCACACUUAGACGGACUUGAUUGAUAAAAUAUAGUCUUAAAAAAUUCUGUUGAGAUUGACCAGAGAAUAUUAAGGAUUGACUUACAAAAACCAAAAUACUAUUGCCAUUGAGUUUUCAAAUUUCAUGUAACAAUCUCGAAAUUUGCUCAUAAAUUCAAAACAAUUAAAAAUCGCUAAAAAAACUUA
Messenger RNA from Tetranychus urticae (two-spotted spider mite), 1798 nucleotides. The record is from RefSeq and is a predicted model, not a curated record. NCBI's taxonomy places the organism in Eukaryota, Metazoa, Arthropoda, Arachnida, Trombidiformes, Tetranychidae.